UCUUCCAGGAUAAGGUCGGACUUGGCAGACGUUGAGAUUUCUAAAUUCGUGAGCGGCAUCACAGGCAGCAAGUCAACAGUGUCACGCAACAAUCCACGAAGAUGUUACAGAACGUCGACCAGCUCCGGUUACUCGAGCCAUUCGCCACCGUUGUCGGCCGGUUCGUAUUCCUAUUACGCGUCAGCGUCGACGAGAGAUCCAUCGUACGGUGGCUUGGCGGUGAUCCACGAGAGUGACGUAAUACCGCGGCCCAUUUGGCCCUCCGUCGUUUAUCAUCACGCUGAAGAUCACAGUACUAAUUACGAAGGUAUUUAUACGUGUCGUGUAUGCGGUUGCACGUACAACUAUUCACCAUCACCACCACCGUUUCCGCCGCCGCCGCCACCGCCGCCGCCACCACCACCACUACCACCACCACCAUCACCACCAUCACCACCACCGCCGCCACCAACGUCAAGAGCGCGCGAGGUGCUUCUCGAAUUAUCCCGAACUCUCAACUCUGUGAUAGACGGCGACAUCACGGCGGCACCAGAGGAUAUCCUGCGCGAUAUCUCGCGUAUUGUUUCUCUGGAGAUCGGUAUGAGGAACGACAAUGUGUAUGAAUACGUUUGUCCUUCCUGGGCGUUCAACGACAAGAGUCCAUGGCCGGGCUGCGUAAAAAACGUGCCAUCGAGAGCGAAUCCAGUCCACUCGAAAUUUUACGUCAGUCCUCGCUGUUUCUACAAUUCGGGACGAUCGAUAUUGUCGCUCAAGAACCAGAGGAUAACGAGACGCGAAGGGAACAACGAGACGAAAAAGAAUUCCGGCUUUGCAAGAAAGAAGUCUUGCGAAACUGAGUCAAAGUAUUCGAUGCAGUUGGAGUGCAGCGAAGUAGGAUCAUCCACCGAAGAAACAGUCGCCUCAUCAAACGACUGGAAUCAUCGUUUAGCAAUACGAAGAGACGAUUUCGAUUUCACGCUCGAUGUGACGCAGGUCGAGCGUUUAAGCCGAGCGAUCGCGAGAGCGAAACGGAAGCGGCAAUGGUGCAGAGCCUUGACCACUCUCUUCGGUCUAGUUUUCUUCGUCUUGAGCGUCGUCAUCGUCUCGCUAUCUGUAACGAGGGGUCGCAAAGUGUUUGGGAGCAUGUAAGAGUCGAAAGAAAAGGAAAGAACUCAUCGCGUAACAUUUAUUUGAGAGUGCUUCCUUGAGAUCGAAAGAACCGAUCGAAUUGGAGCGUACUUUAAACAUUCAGAUAACUCUUGCCGCAAACAUUUUGCAACGCGGAUGCUCUCGUUUCGUAUAUAUCUCUUUCAGUACCUUAUAAUAUAUACACAUGUAUGUAUAUGUAUAUUUAAGUAGAAUCUGAGAAAGAUCCUGCAAUCACGAUGUAUGGCUGUGACCAUGUCUCUUUGCGUGCGUAUUGUUAAAUACCGUAUAACGCAUCAUGAUCGUGUUAAGUUAGACUUUUCGUAGAGACAAGCGUGUAUGAUAUUACCAGGUAAAAGAAAACGGGUAUCUAUGUAGAACUAGAGUAACUUUGACCAAACUGCAAUUAACUUAAUUGUCGAUUAAUUAAAUCUGGCAAAAUUACUAAAGGC
Molecule: messenger RNA, 1577 nt
Organism: Pogonomyrmex barbatus (red harvester ant)
Lineage: Eukaryota; Metazoa; Arthropoda; Insecta; Hymenoptera; Formicidae
Biological process (GO): actin filament polymerization
Cellular component (GO): actin filament
Source: RefSeq, a predicted model, not a curated record